Yamadazyma jaroonii is the source of this 333-nucleotide messenger RNA. The record is from the annotation of a GenBank genome assembly. Lineage: Eukaryota; Fungi; Ascomycota; Pichiomycetes; Serinales; Debaryomycetaceae.
AUGCCAGUACCAUUCGAAGGAUUAAUUCCUUAUACUAUUAUGGGAGCAUUCUUUGCUCUUGCCGGACAUGGGGUAGGAUUCAUACGUUAUUGGGAUAAUGGAUGGAAAAACGAUAGAUAUGACUUAGAUGCUUUUGAUCAAAAGAUGAUGAAAAGAGAUUUCAACCUUACAGGAACUGUUAGAGGACAAACAUCAGAAUCAGUAGCUCCAGAACAUUUCAAGACUAUUGAUGAAAAGACUCAAAGAUAUUACACUCCAUAUAGAGAUCAAUUCUUUAUGUUGAGAGAAAGGAUGUACAAAGGUUAUGUUACAGGUAAUUGGGAAUUCCAAUAA